Macrosteles quadrilineatus (aster leafhopper) is the source of this 1054-nucleotide messenger RNA. RefSeq names its product mitochondrial fission 1 protein (gene Fis1). Gene Ontology annotation, molecular function: protein binding. The coding region runs from base 114 to 572 and encodes 152 amino acids. NCBI's taxonomy places the organism in Eukaryota, Metazoa, Arthropoda, Insecta, Hemiptera, Cicadellidae. Gene Ontology annotation, biological process: mitochondrial fragmentation involved in apoptotic process; peroxisome fission; mitochondrial fission. The record is from RefSeq and is a predicted model, not a curated record. Gene Ontology annotation, cellular component: mitochondrial outer membrane; peroxisomal membrane. The transcript has 4 exons.
AAUCACAAACUCAUAACAUAACAAAAGAGUCUGCUAAAGCAAAGCAGAAGUAAAUUAAAGGUUUUAGAUUUUAUGGAGUAUAUCCCUUGCCCUUGUUUUUAAGUUUUCUUAUAAUGGAAGAAGUUCUUGAUGAAGUCGUAUCAAAUGAAGACUUAAAGAAGUUUGAACGGGAAUACCAUGAACAGCUUUACAAAGGAAAAGUGACUACGGAAGCACAGUUCAACUAUGCCUGGUGUUUGGUCCGAAGCAAAUACCCUGCAGAUGUUAGAAAAGGGAUUCUACUUUUAGAAGAUCUUUCUAAGGAUGCUCAGGCUGGUGAUGCAAAAAGAGAUUAUCUCUACUAUUUAGCUAUUGGAAAUGCAAGAAUCAAGGAAUAUUCAAAGGCACUGAAUUACGUUAGAAUGUUCCUCAAUUUGGAGCCUGGCAAUGCACAAGUUCAAAACCUCGAAACUAUCAUCAAGAAAAGGAUGGAAAAAGAGGGCUUGAUCGGCAUGGCACUGGCCGGGACAGCUGUGGUAGCCAUGGGAGGACUGGUAGCUCUAGGGCUGGCUCUCACCAAGAGCAAGUCAUAAUUACUCCAAAUUGGCACUUCCAAAUCAUCAGUCUUUUACACCGUUUACACAAAGGAGUAACAUAAAUCAUUAUUCAUUCGUUUGGAUUAAAAUAGUGAAUUAAUUUUUUUUGCACUAAAGAACUUGUUUUGUUACUUUCAACUUAUUGCACUUUAUGGUCUCUCUGUGUAGUGUGGUGAAUGGAAUAGUUGAUGAUUUUGCAAGGUGUUAGUUUACAUAACUAAAUAUGUAAGCAUUCCGUUGAUUUCACAUUAUGACUGAUAUCGUUUUUAUUGUUUAUAACCAGCCUCAUGACAAGAGCAAUAUUAUCGAGGAUGUUUUGCAACUUGCAAUGAAGUCUUUCUUUUCUAAUCUCAACAUGUAGCUGUGUAAAUUAAUUGUAAUUAGAUUGUCUUUGCCAUGUUUAGUUGUCCACGCUGGCGAUAUUGUGUCUAAUGUAAUAUAUUGUGUAUGUAAUAAAAUAUUUAUUUCUUAGACAAACA